This is a messenger RNA of Alternaria incomplexa, 2979 nucleotides long. RefSeq lists its product as uncharacterized. Bases 1 to 2979 code for a protein of 992 amino acids. Lineage: Eukaryota; Fungi; Ascomycota; Dothideomycetes; Pleosporales; Pleosporaceae. The record is from RefSeq and is a predicted model, not a curated record. The transcript has 2 exons.
AUGUUAUACGCUGACGAGGAUGAAAUCGACUGGAGCGACGGCUCUUUCGGCGCUCCACCUCGAAUACUCAUCGAUGCUACACCCCAGUCAACUCAUCACAACCCAACCGCGGACGCUUACGAGGAAGAAGAUUCGCUUUUCGUAUCGGAAACAUAUGACCAACACCGGAUACCCAGUGGUCUUACACUUCAAGCUGCUCCUUCAAACAGCAAUGACAACCUUCAGAACCCUACGCGUGUUCAAAGAGCUCGUGCCGGUGUUCAUCUGAACCGUCGUAUACCUUCCAAGGCCGACUACAUCAACUACGUGCUUUACCAAGCUAGCCAGAAGACUUACGAAGCCACCUCUCUGAACAACUUCAUAGCGCAUGCCUUGCAUCCCGACCGCCUCGCCCAGUGUUCUGAAGAUGCAAACAGCGGCCGCCAAAGCAUCGCCGAGUACAUGAAGUCUGUAUCACAUGAGGUCAACAGUAUCACGAAGAAAAUGAUCUGGAAUGGCCAUUGCCGCACUGUACACCUUCUCGCUGGAGACGGCAUGGACGGCGCACCGUUCCUCGAUCCACAUGCUCUCGACACCAAACCCUUCUCAAAGUACGGUCCUGGCAAUCUCUUUCCUGUAGCAGACAGGAUCAACGUGUCUUGGCACCGUACCAGCUCACAUCCUACGAUGGUACGAUACUCAACCAAGGAGUACGAACUUGGCUAUCAGGCCGGUCCAUUGGAGGAUCUUGACGCUGUAUCCCAGACACUGUUUCGAAAAGAGAACUUCAGUAUGACUUUGCCCAUCGGUCGUGCUGUCAAGCUCUCAACAUCCAAGAAGCGUAAAGGUCAGAACAUGCCUGGAGCAGCAACCAGAGAUGACAGAAUGGCCUCAUCUCGUCGAAACUGGAUUCCGUUCCCGCAGCUGGCCACAAUGUCGGACUUUCACGACCCUCAACCCAUUACAAACAGUCCACUCGAUAUCGGUCAUGAAGCAAAGGCGUCUGAUGUUCACCAGGAGCCUCGGAUACUGUCAGAUCUCACCCAACUGUAUCAAGACCCUGUAGAUGCCUUCUCUCCAGAUGAUGCACAGGAAGAGGAAUUCCAUCUAGCUUUCCCUAGACACGAAGAUCUAUUCGGUUCCCAUGAUGCUGGAGUACCCAUCAGUGACCGUGCCGGUGCAUGCAAGCAAAGCAACGGCUCCGAGCACGUAGAGAAGGUACACCACUGGCGAACCAGGUUGAUCAAUGAUCACAAGCGCCGGCUGACACUCAAGUGGGGCAACCCACGACAGGCUCUCGAUCAUGCGUUUCAGAACUUCAAGCAAGUUGUCGCUGCUGCCAUGUCUAUGGGUGUUCGUCCGAUCGCCAACGACUACCAGAAGAAGCUCGAAGCCAUCGCAGCUAGAGAGCGACUUCGAGAGCAAGCCGGAAGUUCUGCUCGAUCACAGCAGAACAGUGAAAGUCUGUCAACUGAAACUACCACCCCUGAUUCGCGUGCAUCGCAAUGUCUCCCAAUGGACUCAGACAUGAAUACUCCUGCGUCCUCUUCCUUCUCCUCUCCACAGAUCCUUCGACGAGAUAUUGGUGGGUCGUUGAGCAAUUCUGAAUCUGACAAGACACCCUCAGAGCCCUCAAAGAAGAGGAGGAGGAAGAACGAAGCCGCAAACAAGCAAGUCAUGCGAAGUCACUCUACCCAGCAGCAAUCGACUGCACCCAAGCCAGGCAAGCAAUCGACCCAUCAGUCAAUCGUGAAGAGUCCGUCGGCAAACAAGUCACUAUCGCUCCAUCCGAGUGGUUCGACGACUUUGGAACUACAUCAACACCUUCCUCCCGACGCUUACUUUGAGCCGAUCUCAGUGGAUGAGAAGUACGCUUGGCGUUGUCGUUGCAAACACGCAAUGGGUCACUACUACAACUCUGGGAACCGCAAGAACUGUCGAGGCUGUAACACUUCGCUCAGUGACAAUCAUGCUGUUGAGAUGGACUUUCUUAUGCCACUGAGGUCCUUUUACCAUCAAUCCGCACCAGACAUGCGUUGGAAGCCUAGCAAGCAGACUGCUCGACUUCGCAAAUCAGACCGACCUUGUCACAAUGCUGUGGCAAAGGACGCAUAUUGGGAGGCCGUAAGCACUGGCGCGACAGAAGAAGAAGCUCGGCAGAUUGCUGUCGACGCCGUGGUCCGUUACCUUCGGCCAAAGGCACCGCCGAAAGAGCCAACACCCGAGCCGACGCCAGAGCCAGAGCCCGAUCUUGUCCCCCAUCCCAGUGGCUCGACCACUAUGGAACACGGUCAGGAGAUUCCCGAUGGCUAUUACUGGAAGAAGCAGAAAGCGGAUGAGAAACUUGCCUGGCGAUGCGACGUCAACCAUGGUCUCGGACGGUACUACCUAGCGGGCGAUAAGAAGACCUGUCCAGGGUGUGGAGCCGGUCGGACUAGUCUGGGCAAAAGCGAAGAUAUGGACUUCUAUCUCCCAUCGGGUGUCGUGGUUCGCCAAGAAGCACCAGGCCUCUCUAUAUGGAAACCUAGGAAGCCAUACAAAAUAGGCAAACCCGCUACUACGAAGAGAGAAGCGGUCAGUCACAACCAGAUGUGUGCCAAGGUGUACUUCGAACUUCUCGCUCAAGAACACGAAGCAGAAGAGGCUUUGGCGCUUGCGAUUGAGAGAGUGGACAGUGAGCUGGACAAGAAGCAAGAAGCUAAGAUGAAACGACAGGAAGCGAAAGAGGAAAUUGGAGACUCAGAUGCGGUUGAGGGCGACAGCACUUCUGUCAGUGUCUCGAGGAGGGACUCCACUGCCACGAGUCGCAACUCGAGAGGAGGCUGUACCAUGUCCCUCGUCCCAAAGAAGCGUACCAUGGAUGACGUCAUCGAAGAGAGUCUGGAUGAGGUUGUGGGUGAUCUGGAAAAUAGGGAUAUGGGAAGUGAAAGGGAGUCUGGGGAUAGUGUUGUGAUGUCUUCUUCUGCUGAAGAAGAUAGCUCUGGUUCAGACUCAGAAUAA